AUGGAGCUCUUGACUCCUCCAGCCGACGUUCCAUUUUCUACACAAAAUAGAAAAAUUAUCUCCGACAAUACCGCCGCCGUCUUGCAAGGCAGGGACCCUCGUCGCGACACCACAUCCCCCUACGAGCCACGUUUUUCGUUCGAACAUGAAGAAGCGAGUAGUGACGUUGAUGCCGUUCUCGCUCGUAGCCGGACGACAGAAACAAAAGCGGAAGCGGCUGACGUUGAAACUGACAUUGCCACGGCAACGCAUCUUUCGAAUGAGGGUUCUGAAGUUGAGGAUAGACAUGAGAAUGGGCUUUUAAGAAGCUCCGCACGCCACCGUCGGAAACCUUGCGCCCUUCGCCCCUCAAGCACACGCACUCAUAGUCCCAGCCGGUCAGACCCGAAGCUUUCAUGCAGAAGGAGGGGUAGCCCUUUCACCUUCCAGGACAUGUGCUCGAUGACGUCUGUCUUAUCGGAUGCUUCCAACUCCACCCAUGCUACGGACUGUAUGGUUGUUCCCAACGGCUCCCCCAUGGACUCUACCCUCUCCGUGCAAUCCUCACGUUGUUCACCCACCCGUGUAUUGCGUAGGAAGAGGCCCAUGAUGCUACGGCGACGUGAAUCAUCCGACUCGUUGCGCCCGCACUCCCGACCCUCAUCUCCAUCUCCCCUGUGCGAAUGCAAUGAUAUGUCCUUGUCAUCUGCAACGGAAAUACUGCGGUCGGGCGCGAUCACCCCACCCCCAGGAAGUGACCCUCCCGUGCGACUUGGCCACCCGAAUCGACCAUAUUAUUCUGCCAUACGUAAGAACAUGUCACGUCCAAGCAGUCCUGUCGUGCCUCGCACCCCUUCUCCCAUUCCAUCCCAUUAUGAAUAUACGCCGCGGGGGACCAAGUCUCUUGACUGUGGUGAACGCCCGUACGCAUCCUUGCGCUAUGGGCGCAAUUCUCGACCGAUGUCGAUGGUGCUACCAGGUCAAAUGCACCCGGAAAGACCUUUCUCAGGGUUCUCUUUGAGUGGAGAGACGGAAAUGCGCAUGGAGUUGGCACGGUGGCGACAGGAAGAUUCACCGGAUCAGCCAGGAGACUUCCACUUCCAAGAGAUGGACAGGUCGCAAAUAAGAAGGAAGGUGAAGGGUACGGUGAAGAGGCUAGGCAAAGGUCUGAAGCAUCUUGUGUUGGGCAAAUCUUGA
Pisolithus orientalis is the source of this 1176-nucleotide messenger RNA. RefSeq lists its product as uncharacterized. NCBI's taxonomy places the organism in Eukaryota, Fungi, Basidiomycota, Agaricomycetes, Boletales, Pisolithaceae. The transcript has 2 exons. The coding region runs from base 1 to 1176 and encodes 391 amino acids. The record is from RefSeq and is a predicted model, not a curated record.